AGCUAAAUAUUCAUCCAAAACCAUUCACAUUUGAGCUACCCCAAUGGCUGGGCAACAAGAGAUGAAGGAAGAAGAGCUGAGUUUCUCUCUCCGCAAAGAGAGUGCUUGGGCAUCUCCCUAUUGUCUCUAUCAGUUUCAAAAUUUUCUGUGUCCAGCUAUUCACAUUCAAGCUGUGAAUAACUCUCAGAAAUACUUUGAAGCAAAAGAGAACGAUGUUGUUGUUGCCAGCUUUCCAAAAUCAGGCACCAUUUGGAUGAAAGCCCUUGCUUUUGCCAUUGUGAACCACCAGCGUUUGUCCACCGCUGAAACCCAUCCAUUACUCACUUCCAACCCUCAUGAACUUGUUCCUUUCAUUGAAUUUAUCUAUUCUGCUGAUAUUCCUGAGCAGAAUCUUCGCCUAUCCAAAGUGGCUGAGCCAAGAGUUUUUGGCACACACACUCCCUUGCCUUCGCUGCCAAAGUCCAUCGUGGAGUCCAAUUGUAAGAUAAUUUACAUUUGCAGGAACCCUUUUGACAACUUUGUUUCUGCAUGGAAUUACUUUAACAAAAUCAAGCCUGAGUCUCUACCUGCAUUGCCAAUGGAUGAAGCUUUUGAAAUGUACUGCAAAGGGAUAAUCGAUUAUGGGCCAUGGUGGAGUCACAUGUUAGGGUAUUGGAAGGAGAGCAAAGCCAGGCCAAACAAGGUUUUGUUUUUGAAGUAUGAUGAUCUUAAAGUGGAUACCCAUUUUUAUGUGAAGAAAGUUGCAGAGUUUUUUGGUUGUCCUUUCACCCAAGACGAGGAGAAUAAUGGAGCCGUUGAAAAGAUAGUCAAACUAUGUAGCUUUGAGAAGAUGAAAGAUUUGAAAGUGAAUAAAUCUGGAACAGUGGGCACAGGAGCUGUUGAGAAGAAAAACUUUUUCCGCAAGGGUGAGAAAGGAGAUUGGGUUAAUUACUUUUCCCCUUCCAUGAUCGAAAAACUAUCCAAAAUCAUUGAAGAAAAGUUAAGUGGAUCGGGUUUGUCUUUUAAAGAGUAUUAUUAGCUAAUCCAUGAAUGUGCUGUAAUGGGUGCUGACCAUCUUAUUCUCCUUUUCCCUUUUGUUAAAUAAGAAGGUGCCAUAUAUAAGUUGCAGUAAUAUGUGAGUACCUCAACUGUUACCAUCUAUCAUCAGUUGUAUUGGAAAUGUGUGUUGAAGGUUUUUUUCCCCUUUUUUAUGUCUCUAAUUUUAUUUACUUAUUUGUGGAAUUUUGUAUAAUGAGAAUGC
This is a messenger RNA of Cajanus cajan (pigeon pea), 1240 nucleotides long. RefSeq names its product cytosolic sulfotransferase 15. The record is from RefSeq and is a predicted model, not a curated record. NCBI's taxonomy places the organism in Eukaryota, Viridiplantae, Streptophyta, Magnoliopsida, Fabales, Fabaceae. Gene Ontology annotation, molecular function: sulfotransferase activity.